This is a messenger RNA of Hymenoscyphus albidus, 2181 nucleotides long. NCBI's taxonomy places the organism in Eukaryota, Fungi, Ascomycota, Leotiomycetes, Helotiales, Helotiaceae. The record is from the annotation of a GenBank genome assembly.
CACAGCUCAACAACAACCUUCCUUCUGCCGAUUCCUCCUACCUUUGCUACCUACACCACACCACCAGCAAAUACAAUCCAACACUCUUCUUCUUCAAUCCCGAGCAAUACAUUAUCCUUCAAAAUGCGUGAAAUCGUAAGUUCUCCCGCCUCUUCUCCAGCUUCUAUUGACAACGGAACGCGUCUUGUUCUGCUGCACCCCUGAAUAUUUACCCCACUACUUUAAAAAAGAACAGCGAGCUAACCAACGUCUUUUGCCAUCCACAGGUGCAUCUUCAAACCGGUCAAUGUGUGAGUACCAUCAUUAAAUCCUCUGCCAGUCGAAAUAUAUUAACGUUUUCUAGGGUAACCAAAUUGGUGCUGCCUUCUGGUGCGUAGAUCCCUCACUCUCGACCUGGGACGAGCUCGGCCAGCGCGACUCCUUAGGAGACACGUCCGCGACGUAUCUGCAAUAUCCAUACUGAUGAGGAAACAGGCAAACCAUCUCAGGAGAGCACGGUCUCGAUGGAUCCGGAGUGUACGUUUUCUCCGCAUCGAGUUUAUUUACUCGACCCCUUCGUCGCGUCUGCCUAGGCUAACAUCAAUUCCAGUUACCACGGAACCUCAGACCUCCAAUUGGAGCGUAUGAACGUCUACUUCAACGAGGUCAGCCUCCGCCGCGCAUCCAACUCAAACAAACAAUACUAACUCUCUCUAGGCUUCUGGUAACAAGUAUGUUCCUCGUGCCGUCCUCGUCGAUCUGGAGCCAGGUACCAUGGAUGCUGUCCGCGCUGGUCCCUUCGGUCAACUCUUCCGACCCGACAACUUCGUCUUCGGUCAAUCCGGUGCUGGUAACAACUGGGCUAAGGGACAUUACACCGAGGGAGCCGAGCUCGUCGACCAAGUUCUCGAUGUCGUUCGUCGCGAGGCUGAGGGAUGUGACUGUCUCCAGGGUUUCCAAAUCACCCACUCCCUUGGUGGUGGAACCGGUGCCGGUAUGGGUACGCUUUUGAUCUCCAAGAUCCGUGAGGAGUUCCCAGACCGUAUGAUGGCAACCUUCUCCGUUGUCCCUUCACCAAAGGUUUCCGACACCGUUGUCGAGCCUUACAACGCCACCCUCUCCAUCCAUCAGUUGGUCGAAAACUCCGACGAAACCUUCUGUAUCGACAACGAGGCUCUCUACGAUAUCUGCAUGAGGACUCUUAAGCUCACCAACCCUUCAUACGGAGAUCUCAACCACUUGGUUUCUGCCGUCAUGUCUGGUGUCACCACUUGUCUUCGUUUCCCUGGUCAACUUAACUCUGAUCUCCGAAAGUUGGCUGUCAACAUGGUUCCUUUCCCACGUCUCCAUUUCUUCAUGGUUGGAUUCGCUCCUCUCACCAGCCGUGGUGCUCACUCUUUCCGUGCCGUUACCGUUCCAGAGUUGACCCAACAAAUGUACGACCCAAAGAACAUGAUGGCUGCCUCCGAUUUCCGUAAUGGUCGUUACUUGACUUGCUCUGCUAUCUUGUAAGUUAUCUCCCACGGAUUUUCCGAAACGACGUAGACUAAUAUUUUACAGCCGUGGUAAGGUUUCCAUGAAAGAAGUCGAGGAUCAAAUGCGAAACGUCCAAAACAAGAACUCUUCUUACUUCGUCGAGUGGAUCCCCAACAACGUCCAAACCGCUCUCUGCUCCAUCCCACCACGAGGCCUCAAGAUGUCUUCCACAUUCGUUGGAAACUCCACAUCCAUUCAAGAGCUCUUCAAGCGUAUCGGUGAUCAAUUCACUGCCAUGUUCAGAAGAAAGGCUUUCUUGCAUUGGUAUACUGGAGAGGGUAUGGACGAGAUGGAGUUCACUGAGGCUGAGUCCAACAUGAACGAUUUGGUUUCCGAGUACCAACAAUACCAGGAUGCCUCUAUUUCUGAGGGUGAGGAGGAGUACGAGGAAGAGGCCCAGAUGGAGGAAGAGGCAUAAAUGUCUAUUACUUUUUCAAGUGACUGACAGACGACACGGCGGCAGAAUCGUGUCACCAUCCCGAUGUUGGCACUUUUUGUUGACUAGGUUAAUAAUGCCUUAGGGCGCUCCUUUCUUGUUUGUUGAUUUUUUUGAAGCGUUGGAGCUUUAGUGGGAAAGAAUACCUUGUUACCUCAACUGAUCCAUACCCUUUGAUCCAGUAAAAUUCAUUAAAAACAUGGAUUUCUAAAUUAAGCCGCAGCAUGACA